Auanema sp. JU1783 is the source of this 234-nucleotide messenger RNA. The record is from the annotation of a GenBank genome assembly. NCBI's taxonomy places the organism in Eukaryota, Metazoa, Nematoda, Chromadorea, Rhabditida, Rhabditidae.
AUGGAGAAAAGUACGAUAGCUGGAGGAUUGUUUCUGUUCGGCUAUGUGACUAUCGCCGUGUAUUUCUUCUGUUGGCUUUUCCUAUUGCCGUUCUUUCCUUGGUUCACAUUCUUAUUUCCUCCCGUGCAAAUCGGCCUGAUCAUUUCUUAUUCAUUAUUUCUUGGAUUGCUCAUAAUAGUAGUAUUUUUCAUCGCUGUUCUAUACGUUCACAACAAGUUCAAUUUUAAAUCAUAG